This is a messenger RNA of Penicillium taxi, 708 nucleotides long. RefSeq lists its product as uncharacterized. The coding region runs from base 1 to 708 and encodes 235 amino acids. The record is from RefSeq and is a predicted model, not a curated record. Lineage: Eukaryota; Fungi; Ascomycota; Eurotiomycetes; Eurotiales; Aspergillaceae. The transcript has 3 exons.
AUGCCUGACCUCAGUGACCUGGAUCCGGAGUGGUUCCCUAUCUUCGAAAACACAUUCAGGCCAUUCAAGCCCGGCGAGGACCUUUCUGUUGUGGACCCCGCUACUCGGGUCGAAGAGCUACGCGAGUUCCUCGCGCGACUGAUGAAAGCGCCCGCCGGAUAUAAGGAAUACUGGCAGAUCAAUGUCGAUGUCGCUAUUAAGAUGUAUCAGAAUGGAGAACUAGGACCAUUCAGACUCGGAGACCCCCCGGUGUAUUUUGUUGAUGGUAAAAUGGUCGACAAGAAUCCAUGGAAAGACGACACUGUUCCCGCAACGGCAUCUCGCUGGUGCGAGAUUCCUGCGCGCAUGAGAAUUCCCCUAAGGGCGAACGGCAAUUCUACAAUCAUGCAUAAUAUUAUCAUGUACAACGAUACCGGAAGUAAUGUUCUGACGGUGUUUGCAUCCGACCUCCAGCGUCAGACUCUGUCUGCGGAUGGGGCAAAUUAUCAAACGAGCCUCAGUAUCGAGAUACAAGUGCAGACUACGGGAAGUGAGGAAUUUACACCUUGGUUUGAAGAGAACUGUGUCUUUCGUCGAGAUGACCCCUCGACAGCUCGUUUAUCUGGAGCAGCGAUGAGAGACCAUCUGUAUUUUGCGACGACUCCCGGGAACCAGCGACUAUACGUUGCGCAGAAGAAAACUAGGUUGUUUUCCAUUUUACCAGCCUAG